Molecule: messenger RNA, 2941 nt
Organism: Cynoglossus semilaevis (tongue sole)
Lineage: Eukaryota; Metazoa; Chordata; Actinopteri; Pleuronectiformes; Cynoglossidae
Gene: tcf7l1b
Product: transcription factor 7 like 1b
Exons: 12
Coding region: 766-2502 (578 amino acids)
Biological process (GO): generation of neurons; regulation of transcription by RNA polymerase II; canonical Wnt signaling pathway
Cellular component (GO): chromatin; beta-catenin-TCF complex
Molecular function (GO): DNA-binding transcription factor activity, RNA polymerase II-specific; RNA polymerase II cis-regulatory region sequence-specific DNA binding
Source: RefSeq, a predicted model, not a curated record
UUGAGUAGUUUUGAACAGGGCGCAUUCCCCGGCAGCAAUGUGGAGGGAAAGAAGCGACCACGUUCAGCUGAAAACACACUCACGCAACGACAACAACAAAAAACAAAAACCGACCAGGUGGAGUUCUUAUCGUAAAGUUUUCUUUUUAGAAGUUUUAUUAUUUUUUGGUGGUUUUUUCCACCCUAAAGGCUUUAGUUUGAGUUUAAACCGUGCCUUUUUAAACUCCACGGGAAGACGACCGCAGCUUUUUUUGUUUUGUUAUUGUUAUCAUUAUAAUUUCCGGUUUUCUGUUUUCACGCUGAGUUUGGAAUUUUUGUGGGAUGUGCUUGUUCGUUCUGUGAGGAACCUGUCCGUUGUUUGGACUUGAGUUGUGGAUCACUUGGAGGAGGAGCAGAGAGACUCCUCAUUCCUCAGGGAAGGGACACAAACUUCUCCACGAGCUGCAGACAAGGACUAAGAGGAGAAACUUUUCUGCGCAUCCGGCCACUGAAAAAUUCAGACCUUAAUUUUAAUUUCCUCUCCGGCAAUUUAUUUUUUUAAAACUGUGGAUUAACUGUCGUGAUCAUCGGCAGACAUAGUGGUCAUGGCGCACGGGAUGAGGGGCUGAGCAGGGAAGAUUUUGGAACAUGAGCAGUUCCUUGUAGUGUUGGUCUUCGCUGCUCCACAUUGGCUCAUUCGGACUAAGACGCUGAUCUGAUCUUUUCUAGGACUCAACUGUUGCUUCGACUGUUUUUACCCAUAAACGCGUCCAGUGCCGUUGCCAAAAUGCCUCAGCUGAACGGAGGUGGUGGAGACGACCUGGGAGCCAAUGAUGAGAUGAUCUCUUUUAAAGACGAGGGGGAGCAGGAGGAGAAGAUAUCCGAGAACGUGUCUGCAGAGAGGGACCUGGACGAUGUCAAGUCCUCCUUAGUGAACGAGUCGGAAAACAACAGCAGCUCGUCAGAUUCUGAGCAAGCAGAGAGGCGCCCCCAAACCAGAGCUCACUCUGAGAGUUAUGAGAAAACCAGAGACUACUUCAGCGAAGCAUUGAGAAGGCAGCAAGAUGGUGGCUUUUUUAAGAGUCCUCACUAUCCUGGCUACCCAUUUCUUAUGAUCCCUGACCUCACCAACCCCUACCUGUCCAAUGGUUCGCUGUCUCCCACUGCCAGAACUUAUCUGCAAAUGAAAUGGCCUCUUUUGGAUGUUCCAGGAUCUGCAGCUCUGAAAGACUCCCGCUCUCCAACCCCAGGGCAUUUAUCCAACAAAGUCCCUGUUGUUCAGCACGGCCACCACGUACACCCACUGACGCCGCUCAUCACCUACAGCAAUGAACAUUUCUCACCGGGAACACCGCCGUCCCACCUUUCCCCGGAGAUCCUCGACCCAAAGACAGGUAUCCCUCGGACACCUCACCCCUCAGAGCUCUCUCCAUAUUACCCACUGUCCCCCGGUGCAGUGGGGUCCAUUGCACACCCUCUGAGCUGGUUCAUGCAACAACAGGGGCAGCCCAUGUACUCCAUCCCUCCGGGAGGAUUCCGUCACCCAUAUCCAGCUCUGGCCAUGAAUGCAUCAAUGUCCAGCUUGGUGUCCAGCCGUUUCUCCCCACACAUGGUGACCCCGCCUCCACACAGCCUCCACCAGACCGGCAUUCCACAUCCCGCCAUCGUCUCUCCGGCCAUCAAGCAGGAGCCCGGCAGCGACAACAUCAGCCCCUCGAUGCAUGCCAGGAAAUCCCCGGUUCCUCCGAAGAAGGAAGAAGACAAGAAGCCUCACAUCAAGAAGCCGCUGAACGCAUUCAUGCUGUACAUGAAGGAGAUGAGAGCCAAAGUAGUGGCUGAGUGCACCCUGAAGGAGAGUGCCGCCAUCAACCAGAUUCUGGGGAGAAGGUGGCAUUCACUGUCCAGGGAGGAACAAGCCAAAUACUACGAGCUGGCCAGGAAGGAGAGGCAACUCCACUCCCAGCUCUACCCCGGAUGGUCAGCACGAGAUAACUACGGAAAGAGAAAAAAGAGGAAGAGAGAUAAUAAGGCAGACUCAAAACCAGAGGAUUUCUCCAUUAGAAACAAAAAGCAGUGUGUGCAGUACCUGCCCUCGGAGAAGAUGUGUGACAGCCCAGCGUCGUCCCACGGCAGCAUGUUGGACUCUCCAGCCACCCCUUCUGCAGCCUUGGCCUCACCCGCUGCUCCUGCCGCCACUCACUCUGAGCAGGCACAGCCGCUGUCGCUCACCACCAAACCCGAGGGCCGCAUGCACCACCACUUCUCUCUGCCUGGAAAGGCUUCUGGAUCCUCCUCUUCCUCGUCUUCUUCUUCCUCAUCCUCAUCUCAGCCCACCAUCUCUGUGCCCCUGGCUUCCUCAGGUAGCCAUCCGUCUACACCCAUCCUCACCCGGCCAAUUCCCUUCACCUCCCUGCACCACUCCAUGCUCUCCCCUCCCUCACCUUUCCAUCAGGCAGCCCUUCACUCCCAUCAUGCCUUGUUUCAGUCGCAGCCCCUCUCCUUGGUAACCAAACCAACUGAAUGAAUUUAAUUUUGUUUGUUUGUUUUUUUCUUUCCAUUUAUUGUGCUGUAUAUUGCUUUUCUUUUAAAUAGUAAUUAGAACAUCUUUUUUUAAUGAUGAAAAGGAAGAACUAUUAUUGGUCAAUAUUUGAUCGCCUCCUUUUCUAAAUCUCUCAAUGAAACAAAUAAAUGUAUUUUUUGUAAAGUUUUACUGCAGUACAUGUUUCUUUUUUGAUGCAUUUAUUCAAUGAACUUCUUGUAUAAAAGAACCAAUGUACAUAAAGUUUCUUUAUAAAAAACAAAAAGGAACAAAAACAUGUUUUCUUUUUAGCCAAACUCUGAUUAAUGUUAGUAUUAAGUUUGAAAUCAUAGUAAUGGCCAAUAAUUGCAGCCCCUCCCUCAAUUGACAAACGUGUUCCCCGUCUUUGACUUGUUGAAUAAAAAUUUGAAAUUGUUUCUUACAA